CGAGCAUCCCGUCAAGGUCACUCGGAUCUCGUCAAGGCAUCCCGGGGAGGAUUCAACAAAUUGUGCUGCUUUGAGGCUGCAGUGAAGGAGACGGGAGUUACUGUGCCUGUGGUCGGAGGGGAGGGGUGGCGGUUUGAGUUCUCUGCCGGUGUGUAGACCUCAACCUUGGUUGGGGUGGAUGUAGCUGUACUAUUUCUGAUCUCUGUUUGCGUUUUGGGAAGCGAGGCACAGCGAGCAGUAACAAAUGAUCCAUACAUUAGCUCAUGGUCUGGCUGGCCCGGGGAGGCUGGGUCAGGCCAUGUGAUGUCUUGGGUGGUGUGAUGCUGGGCAGGAGAUGGAGGCGAAUAAGCGGCAACACUCCGGAAAAUGCAUUACGAAAGGUGGUAGUAGAACCAACCUCGUAACUAGCUUAUGUAUGCGUUAUGUAGGCAAGAUGUCCCUCCAGAGCAGAUACGCUGUAGACCCUGCUGCACCCAGAAGAAAAAGGUCAACCAUGACCACUAUGACAAAGCAGAGCCUUGAGGGGAAAGAUUCUCUUCUGUUGAGUCAUUGUGUUGGAAGUGUGGACAGCUGGGCUUUGUCAUCCCCUUUGGUAUACCAGCUAAGGGGCACCUAGCCUGGAGUCCUAAAAGUGCUUAGAUGUCUUAAUGGCCUUUUAUUGGCAUCUACGUGAUUUGGAAGAGCUGUGUCCAUGUGGUUUUGUGCCACAAUUUGUCCUCUAAAAUGAGGGGAGCAGUCACAGGGUGGCAGAGAAAAGGCUUGGAUCCUCUGGGGUAUGUUCAAAAAAUUACUGCACCCCUUAUCUAUGCUGUUACUAUUGCUGCUAUUGGAUCUCUCCAAUUCGGGUACAACACUGGUGUCAUCAAUGCUCCUGAGAAGAUCAUCCAGGCCUUCUUCAACAGAACUUUGUCCCAACGGAGUGGAGAGGCUGUCUCUCCAGAGCUUCUCACCUCAUUAUGGUCCCUUUCUGUGGCUAUAUUCUCAGUAGGAGGUAUGAUCGGCUCCUUCUCAGUCAGCCUUUUCGUCAAUCGAUUUGGCAGGAGGAACUCCAUGCUGCUGGUGAACAUCUUGGCUUUUGUUGGUGGUGCUCUCAUGGCCUUAUCCAAGACUGCAAAGGCCGUGGAGAUGCUGAUCAUUGGGCGCUUCAUUAUUGGCCUUUUCUGUGGUCUUUGCACUGGCUUUGUACCCAUGUAUAUCAGUGAGGUCUCACCCACCAGCCUCCGUGGAGCCUUUGGAACCCUCAACCAGCUGGGCAUUGUUGUAGGCAUCCUGGUGGCCCAGAUUUUUGGCCUGGAGGGAAUCAUGGGGACUGAAGCACUUUGGCCACUCCUUCUGGGGUUCACUGUCAUCCCAGCAGUCCUGCAGUGUGUGGCUCUUCUUUUCUGCCCUGAGAGCCCCCGUUUCCUGUUGAUCAACAAGAUGGAGGAAGAGAAAGCACAAGCAGUUCUCCAGAAGCUCCGUGGCACACAAGAUGUGUCUCAAGACAUCCUGGAGAUGAAAGAAGAGAGUGCUAAAAUGUCUCAGGAGAAGAAAGCAACUGUGCCAGAGCUCUUUCGUUCUCCAAACUAUCGUCAAGCCAUUAUCAUUGCCAUAAUUCUACAGCUCUCCCAGCAGCUCUCGGGCAUCAAUGCUGUAUUCUAUUAUUCUACAGGGAUUUUUGAACGAGCUGGUAUUACACAGCCUGUGUAUGCCACCAUUGGAGCUGGUGUGGUAAACACAGUCUUCACUGUUGUAUCGCUGUUCCUGGUGGAGCGUGCAGGACGCAGGACACUCCAUCUAGUUGGUUUGGGUGGCAUGGCUGUGUGUGCUGCUGUUAUGACUAUUGCUUUAGCUCUGAAGGACACUGUGGAGUGGAUCAGAUACAUCAGCAUUGUUGCUACUUUCGGCUUUGUAGCCCUUUUUGAGGUUGGCCCUGGUCCUAUCCCUUGGUUUAUUGUGGCAGAACUCUUCAGUCAGGGCCCACGGCCUGCAGCCAUGGCAGUGGCUGGUUGUUCUAACUGGACCUCUAAUUUCCUGGUGGGAAUGCUCUUCCCCUAUGCAGAGAAACUGUGUGGACCCUAUGUCUUCCUUAUUUUCCUUGUUUUCCUGGUCAUCUUUUUUGUCUUCACAUACUUCAAAGUGCCGGAGACCAAGGGCAGGACAUUUGAAGACAUCUCCAGGGGCUUUGAAGGACAAGCAGAAACCAGCCCCACAACCUCAUCACCUGUGGAGAAAAACCCUAUGGUGGAGAUGAACAGCAUAGAACCUGACAAAGAAGUUGCUUAAGAUUCAUGACACGCCCCUUCUUUGACUCUUACAUUCUCAAAGAGUCAUUAAAGGAAUGAGCAAAGAAACCGUGAGAACUGGGACGAUUUUUUCCCCCCCCGACUGCUGCUAUUGUCUUUGCACCCACAUAUUCUCCCACUCCCCCCCCGCUAUUCUGCCAGGCUUACCAGCAUUAAGCAAAUCUGAUAUCAAAUCUCAUUGUCAAAAUACUGGAAGGUGCCUGGCACUCUAGCAAAAAUAAUCUCAUCUUCUCUGCCACAAACAUCAGGUGAAUGGACAACAGCUGGCAAUAUUUUUGCUUUUCUCACCUGUAACUGCUAUUUGGGAUUAACAUACUUGUGCAUGCAGUGACCAUAAUGUAACUUAAAUACUAUUUUUGUAGUGAGUUAAAGUUACCCACUAAACAAGUCCCCUGCCCUUUGAGUCUACUCUGUAUGUGUGUGUGCAGUGUGCACUGGAAUUUAACAAGCCUACCAAAAAGCCAUCUCCUAGCUUUUUCCUAUCCAGUGUGCACUUUUUCAGCCUCAGGAAAAAGGGGACCAAGUUACAUGCAUAUUUUUUUCCUGUUCUUUUGUUUUUUGUAUAGACAGACUGGGAACAUACUUUUACUUAAGUUUAUUUAUUUGUAUGUCACUUUGUAAAUAUUUAUUUUUUUAAUGGUGUACAAAAGUGUACAGAUAAAGAAAUUGAAAAUGUUUAAGACAUAGCUAUUCUAAUGGAAGACGCUGUAGACUUGAGGUGCAAUAAAACUGUAAAGGAGAAAUACAGUACCAAACAGUAAGACAGGUGUUUUAGAUGGUAGAUCAGAGCCAAUUUUGCACAUCACCUUUAAAAGUUACUUCUGCCCUUUGGGAAGAAUCAAAUAAUUGAUCAGUACUGGUGAGAAGAGGUAAACUUGUUUAUCAACCAAAAUCCCUGUGUCAUUUGGGAUAUUUUGAGUGGUGAUUUUAAAAUUUGUUCUGAAGUGCUACUUGGAAAGUGUGGUAUUGCUGCAAGGGGAUGUUGUUAGUUUAUACAUCAGUUAAGCAUUUAAGUUAAGCAGUAGGGAUGAAUGUGGGUGGUAACUGCAAACCACAAGGUGAGUUUUUUUUGCCUUGCCUUUUUGACUUCUCUGCUAUAUUCCAGUAGGCCAGGAAGUUUGAAAAUUGCAGAUUGUGAAACAUCUUUGGAAUAUAGUUUUUAACCUCAUACAACUUAUGUGACAAUUAUAAAUACUGAAGGCACAUAAUGUAACUCUUGUAGACACAACUGGUCAGUUACAGCAUGUGUAGGUUCAUAGAGGUUCAUAGAGAUGCAGGAGUAGACAGCAGAGCUACUGGAAUAUGUUAGCUUAGUCUGAAAGAUCUAUAGUACUCAGUCUGCUGUUGGUUGUAGGCCAAAUGUUUUUGCCCCUUGUGUCCUCUGGAAGAUCUGCAUGAUGUUGCAAUGCCCACUGUUGUCCAGUGUGUUGUGUAGAUGUGUGCAACUGUCUAACAUUGCCUGUUAGAUGGGAUAUGGCAGACAAAAAUGGUACAUUGUAAGUAAUGGUCUUCCCUUUGUCUCAUUGCUAGGCAAUCAAGUGUAUGUAUAUACACAGAUAUCAAGCUAUAGUUGCAAACUAUCACAGCUCAUUUUAGGAAGGCAAAAAGUAAUGCAUGCAGUAUCUUCUGUUAUCAAGGGUUGGUACCGUUGCUUCUCUGACUGCAGUGUUCUGAGUCUGGGCCUGCACAAGCUAUCUAAAAACUAGCAAAGGGGUAGCUACGAUUUCAAGCUCCUGUUCUUAGACCUGCAUUUUCUGUUGUCUCAAUCAAAUUGAAGUCUACCUGCAAACUCACAUGAGAGUUCAUCACUGGACAUCCUAUAAAAGAAGCAUGCCCCCAGAUUUCAAGGUGGGUAAGAGGAAGAAGAAAAGGCUUAGAAAGGCAGAAGUGACAGCAAAAUUGUGGUAGCAUGGAUAACCCAAACAUUGACAACAUUGUUUUGGAGCAGGUUAAAGUUCCCAUCAAAGUAUAUUCUGGGAGUGCCUGUGGCAUUUUCUGUAACUGGUGAUGAGAUUUUUCACCUUCCCUAAUGAAAAACAGUUGCAGAGAUCAGUAAAAUUUGCUGCUGUGAAAUACUUCCUGUGAUGUUAUUUAAAGUACUCCCACCUUUGCACAAUGUUAUCCUAUUACAUCCAAUUUUCCCUUGCUUUCCAUCAGCCUUCUCUAUCAGGUAUUUAUUCUCAGAGGUAUUAUAUGACUACCCUCACUUCCAACUUUCAUAUUUUGGCUCAGUUAUACAGGUUGUGCCCUUCCCUUAAGCCUCCAGCACUUGCAGAGAUAUUUCCAUAUGGACAUCUGUGUUUUAGGAAAUUCCUCCUACAGCUGUGCAUAAGAGCAUUCCCCACUUUGCAUUAGAGAUGUGUUGGCUUGGACCAAAAUGUGUAGGUCUUCCUCACAUGGUAUCUCAUUGUUCUGUAAUGGCAUUGUGGAUAUUUUGGAUGGUUUUUAUAAGCUUAUUGUGACUGUUUAAUGUUUUUAAAAUAAAAGUUACAAUC
Cygnus olor (mute swan) is the source of this 4780-nucleotide messenger RNA. It is a transcript of the gene SLC2A3, whose product is annotated as solute carrier family 2 member 3. Gene Ontology annotation, cellular component: membrane. The transcript is spliced from 10 exons. The record is from RefSeq and is a predicted model, not a curated record. NCBI's taxonomy places the organism in Eukaryota, Metazoa, Chordata, Aves, Anseriformes, Anatidae. Gene Ontology annotation, biological process: D-glucose transmembrane transport. The coding region runs from base 724 to 2265 and encodes 513 amino acids.